UUUCAACAGCAUCAUCUGUAUCUUCUUCUUUAGCAAUCAUCCUCUGUAUUGUGUGCAUAUUUUAUAUCUUUAUUUCCAUUGUAGAUUUUUAUUAAUUAUAAAAUGAUAAAUUGUCAACGUGCCCAUCUCAGUGCUACUUGAUUUACCAUUUGUAAUGAAUUAUCAUUAUCAGUCUUGACCUGUUAUUUGUGUAACCAAUAGCUUUUACAGCUACAGUCUUUUUGUUUACUUGUUUUUAUUUAUUGAAUAUAUUUUUAUUGUACGAUUAUCUGAGUCAGAUUAAUUUUAAUCCUUUCCUUUUUACAUUGUCCUUAAGUUGUUACAUCCUGUUGAUCACUCAACUGAAUCAUCUUAAUUACUCUUCGACUCACAACUGGAUCGAGACUUUGAACUGCAUCGUCCACAUUACUUGUCAGCCUUGUUUAUGUGUUUUGUAGACGUUGUUGUAACGCAAAUUUUGAUAUCAGUGAUUUCCGUUUAAAAGAAAAAUUUGUCUAAAAACUGAAGCAGUCAAAGUAAGCUAACAACUUUUUAGAAUAAACUGUUUUGCUGUCAGUUGAUGGUGAUCAUCGGCGUUAUUUCUUCAUCACCAUCCUCACCAGACCAUUCACAUGGAUAUCAAAGUGACUUUAGUAUUAGUGAUAUUUAAUUUAGGCUUUGCUUAUGGGUUUUUUGAAGGCAUCUACUGUGGUGUUGACAACUGUUAUGAUGUUUUAAAUGUUACUCGAGAGUCAACCAAAGAAGAAAUUACAAAAGCUUAUCGUAAAUUAGCGAGGAAACACCAUCCUGAUGUUCAUAAGACUGCUGAAGCCAAAGCUGAGGCUAGUGAGAAAUUCACUAAACUAGCCGCCGCAUAUGAAAUUUUACGAGAUGAUGAACAGAGAAAGGAUUACAAUUAUAUGCUGGACAAUCCAGAUGAAGUGUACAGACAUUAUUAUCAUUACUAUCGGCGUCGAUAUGCACCGAAAGUCGAUGUUAGGAUCGUUAUCGUUAUUACCAUCACUGUAAUCUCUGGUAUACAGUACUGGGCUUGUCUUUCCAAAUAUAAUGAAGCUAUCGACUAUUUUUUAACUAUUCCUAAAUACAGAAUCAAAGCCACCGAGAUAGCAAAAGAUGAAGGUUUGCUGGACCAUUCAGCAGCUAAUAGAAAGAAGAAUAGAUUCAAAAGCAAAGAUGAGAUAAGACAAGAAGAGGAGAGGGUUUUGAGAAAAAUUAUCGAAGAAAAAAUGGACAUUAAAGGAGCCUACGCUAAACCUAAAAUUACUGAUGUUCUUUGGAUCCAAUUGUUUCUUCUUCCAAUCACCAUAUUCAAUUGGAUUUACUUCCAGAUUCGAUGGAUCUAUAAAUUUAGCAUUUGUAAAGAAGAAUACGGCGAUGAAGAGUUCGAAUAUUUAAUUAGAAAAAAUAUGAGUUUAUCUAAAAGUCAAUAUGAUGCUCUCGAUGCUGAUGAAAAACUAGAGUAUCUUGAAUUAGAGCUGUGGGACAAAGAUAAAUUUAAAACAUGGAAGCAGGAAAAGGACGAUGAAAUGCGAGCCAAAUUAGCGGAAAGUGGGGUAGCUAAAAGAUACCGCCGUUGGAAAAAGAAAGGUGGACCUGGUCAAAUAACAUUCUUAGAUGAUUAAAUUAAUUCUCUUUUUUACCCAUACAAAGAAUUUAUAUCACUUUAUAUCUUAUAUCUUCUCCUUUUGGAAACUCUGUCUCUUCCUCUUAACUCCUAUCAUUUUAAUCUGGCUUGAAUUCUUUUCUACAAUAAAAUGAGCUUGAUUUUCCAACUUCA
Messenger RNA from Tetranychus urticae (two-spotted spider mite), 1777 nucleotides. Its product is annotated as dnaJ homolog subfamily C member 25 homolog. Gene Ontology annotation, cellular component: endoplasmic reticulum membrane. The record is from RefSeq and is a predicted model, not a curated record. NCBI's taxonomy places the organism in Eukaryota, Metazoa, Arthropoda, Arachnida, Trombidiformes, Tetranychidae. Gene Ontology annotation, biological process: protein folding.